Molecule: messenger RNA, 603 nt
Organism: Anthostomella pinea
Lineage: Eukaryota; Fungi; Ascomycota; Sordariomycetes; Xylariales; Xylariaceae
Source: the annotation of a GenBank genome assembly
AUGGCUGCUGGUGACCCAGACCACUUCUUCUUUGUUCUUCGUGAUCUCCACCUUCUAAGGAGUUAUGAAAGAUCAGAAAGCCCCUUCCUCGACCGCAAUCUCAAGCAGCCCUCGCCCUCAUUCUACGGAGAGAACGAGUUUCGGUUCAACGAGCCCUUGCACGGCUUGAAGUGGCUGCAGGCAAUGGAUCACAGCAACAUCGCCGCAUUGAAAACCAUGUCGUUUUUCAUUGACCCCAUCUACGAGGACGCCCUCGCACCGGCCAAGAAGCGAUCAAGCGAGCUUUGGCAUGCCAUCCUAAAGAUUCUCGCAAGGCAUGCCCAGAGCUUGCAGUCGUUGGACAUCUACUGGGAUGCAGACAUUCCGGGCAGAUUUGGAGGGGGUGUUGACAAAGUCUUCGUACGGGCGCUGGGCAAGCUCCGCAGCCUGAAGGUCCUCAAGCUCGACGGGUACUAUGCUAAGGAGUGGCCGACAUACCUCCAGGAAAGCUUGGGUGCGGAUGCGCUGAUCGUGAGCCCUCGCGCUGGAGACAAAGGGUACAGGAAGGGCCUACGGGGCUAUCAGAGGCGACUGAAGCCCCUCGACCCCCGAACCUUGGACUAA